AUGUGUGUCAUCUGCUUUGUAAAGGCACUAGUGCACGUUUUCAAGAUCUACUUGACAGCAAACUACACUUACAACUUCCGCAGCUGGCCGGUGGACUUCCGCUGGGAUGACGUGCGUGCCACAAGCACUGGCAGUAGCAGUCACCGUGCGUUGACAUGCGCUGCGGCUGCAGCGGGUGUGUGGCUGCUGCAUGAUGCCGCGCUGGGCGAGGACACACUCACGAGGUCUCCACGUGGAGCUCGGAGCCAAACGCAGUGCCUCCUCCAGCAGAUACGUGAGCUUCCCACGCAGCUCGCCAGCUACGCACUGGCCCAUUCCCUGGGCCGCUGGCUUGUAUACCCUGGCUCUAUGUUCUUGAUGACGCGCGCGCUACUGCCUCUACUACAGCAAGGCCAAGAGCGACUAGUGGAGCGCUACCGUGGGCGGCGUGCCAAGCUGGUGGCCUGCGAUGGCAAUGAGAUUGACACAAUGUUCAUGGAUCGCCGCCAGCAUCCCGGCAGCCAUGGGCGCGGCCUGCGCCUAGUCAUAUGCUGCGAGGGCAAUGCUGGCUUCUAUGAGAUGGGCUGCCUGUCCGCACCUCUGGAGGCUGGCUAUUCAGUGCUAGGAUGGAACCACCCUGGCUUCGGGGGCAGCACAGGUGCACCUUUCCCUCAACACGACGCAAAUGCAAUGGAUGUGGUGGUCAAGUACGCACUGCACCGCCUACACUUCCCGCCAGCACACGUGGUGGUUUAUGGAUGGUCUAUAGGAGGCUUCACGGCCACUUGGGCCACCAUGACUUACCCAGAAUUGGGUGCACUGGUGCUGGAUGCCACCUUUGAUGAUCUUGUGCCACUAGCGCUGAAGGUCAUGCCCCAAAGUUGGAAGGGGCUGGUAGUACGCACUGUACGAGAGCAUUUCAACCUCAAUGUUGCUGAGCAGCUGUGCUGCUACCCAGGCCCAGUACUCUUGCUCAGACGCACACAAGAUGAUGUUGUCAGCACCUCGAACCAUAUACCCACUCUAACAUCCUGCCAAGCGGAGGGCGAUGUGGAGGGUAACCGUGGCAACGAGCUGCUGUUGCGCCUUCUGCAGCACAGAUACCCGUCUGUGAUGGCCCGCGAGGGCCGCAAGGUGGUAACCCGGUGGCUACGUGCCAGCAGCUUGGCUGAAGAAGCUACAUUCUAUGCGCGCUACCGCGUCGAUGAUGAGUGGUGCUUGGCAACGCUGCGUUCUUAUCGUGAGCGCCGCCGGAAGGAGUUGGAUGAUGCGGAGACCUGGGGACCACACGGACCUACCUUCCCCUGGUUUGUGGGCAAAGGCCUGAGCCCCCGGCGGCGCCGGCAGCUGGCACUGUUCCUGGCACGCAGGCACCUCAAGAACCUGGAGGCUACACACUGCAGCCCACUGGAGCCUGAGGACUUCCAGUUGCCCUGGGCACUGUAG
Acomys russatus (golden spiny mouse) is the source of this 1425-nucleotide messenger RNA. It is a transcript of the gene Abhd16b, whose product is annotated as abhydrolase domain containing 16B. Gene Ontology annotation, molecular function: monoacylglycerol lipase activity; glycerophospholipase activity. Gene Ontology annotation, biological process: monoacylglycerol catabolic process; phosphatidylserine catabolic process. NCBI's taxonomy places the organism in Eukaryota, Metazoa, Chordata, Mammalia, Rodentia, Muridae. The transcript has a single exon. Gene Ontology annotation, cellular component: endomembrane system. The record is from RefSeq and is a predicted model, not a curated record. The coding region runs from base 1 to 1425 and encodes 474 amino acids.